UUGUUGCGAGUAGGCGGAGCCAAAUUGUCAAUCAGGCGCGGACGUCCGACACAGAGCCAAAAUGGCCGCCCAGACCGCAACCACCAAAUUCUCUGAUAAUUAUGACCUAAAAGAGGAGCUGGGCAAGGGUGCCUUCUCAAUCGUGCGACGAUGUGUGCAGAAAGCAACGAGUGCGGAAUUCGCGGCCAAAAUCAUCAACACGAAGAAGCUAUCAGCCCGAGAUCACCAGAAGCUUGAGAGAGAAGCCCGAAUCUGCCGUCUUCUGAAGCAUGCCAACAUCGUGAGACUACACGACAGCAUACCGGAAGAAGGGUUUCACUAUCUCGUCUUUGACUUGGUUACCGGUGGGGAACUGUUUGAAGACAUAGUUGCUAGAGAGUACUAUAGCGAAGCUGAUGCCAGCCACUGUAUUCAGCAGAUUCUAGAAGCUGUUCUACAUUGCCAUCAGAACGACAUCGUGCACAGGGAUUUAAAGCCUGAGAACCUGUUACUUGCCAGUAAGCAGAAGGGAGCUGCAGUGAAGCUUGCAGAUUUCGGUCUUGCCAUCGAAGUGAACGGUGAUCAGCAGGCAUGGUAUGGUUUUGCAGGCACCCCUGGCUAUCUGUCCCCAGAAGUCCUGCGGAAGGACCCCUAUGGCAAGCCAGUCGACAUGUGGGCAUGCGGUGUAAUUCUGUACAUCUUGCUGGUGGGGUACCCUCCGUUUUGGGACGAGGAUCAGCACAAGCUGUACUCCCAGAUCAAGGCUGGAGCAUACGACUACCCCUCCCCUGAGUGGGACACCGUCACCCCCGAGGCUAAGAACCUGAUCAACAGCAUGUUGAACCUGAACCCAGCCAAGCGCAUCACCGCCGAGCAAGCCCUCAGGCACCCCUGGAUAUGUCAACGAGAGCGCGUGGCGUCCCAGAUCCACCGCCAGGAGACCGUGGACUGCCUGAAGAAGUUCAACGCUCGCAGGAAGCUGAAGGGAGCCAUACUGACCACCAUGCUGGCCACUCGCAACUUUUCAAACAUUCCUGCACAGAAUGCCCAUGCAGGAUUGAAGGUGAAACACUGUAAUACAGUGCCUGCACGACAUAAAGUACCACCGGGCAAAAAACAACAACAACACCAUCAGCAACAACAGCAACAGCAACAACAACAUCAGCAGGAUGUACAGAGAAAAGACGAGACACCUGCACCCGACCCUAAAAGCCCUACCAUAACGGCACUUUUAAAACCAAAGGGAGAAUCUAGUCUAUUUGCUGGACUUGUAACUGCUGCAAAGGCAAAAAAAACAGAACCCCCUUCUUCGGACUCCAGUAUAGUUGCGACGGCAUCAAAGGCGUCGCCAACUAAAAUCGAGGCCACUGCAUUUGACCUGGACAGAACAGAUAGCGUCAUUCCUGCAAACCAAAUUAGGCAAAACUCGGCAGGCCAGGCUGGGACUAUGGCGGAUGCAGGUAAAAGCCUGCUGUCCAAGAAGACAGACGCCAAGAGGAGGAGUGUACAGUCACUGGCAGAUGGAAAUUCAACAUCGUCAAUUUCUAGUGUAACGUUAAUGCAGGGGUCGGCCGAGGGCAGUAUCGUGGAGGACGACGAGGUCAAAGCUCGUAAGCAGGAGAUCAUACGGAUGACAGAGAACCUGAUAGAGUGCAUCACUAACGCUGACUACGAAGCUUACACUAAGAUCUGUGAGCCAGGGAUGACGGCAUUUGAACCGGAGGCUCUCGGCAAUCUGGUGUAUGGCAUGGACUUCCAUAGGUUCUACUUUGAACACGCGCUGACGAAGAACAGCAAAGCAACCAACACAACGAUUCUCAAUCCUCACGUGCACCUUCUAGGAGAGGAUGCAGCUUACAUAGCCUAUAUAAGGCUAACACAGUGUAUUGACAGGAAUGGAAUGCCAGUAACGCUGCAGUCAGAAGAGACGCGUGUCUGGCAGAAGCGGGACGGCAAAUGGCAGUGUGUGCAUUUCCACCGCUCAGGUUCUCCCAGCUGCCCCGCCAAGUAGCCCCUCACCGAACCCGUCUUAGUGUCAAGUAUAAAAACCAACUGGUCACCAUCUAAGUAAAACUUGUUCCUUCAUGCAGCGUCAUUUCAUCCGUAUCCAAUGGCAGGCGAGGAGUUCCAUCUCGUACUUGCACUGUGUGGGUAAAAAUGCAUCGCCUUGCAUUUCAGGUCGGCAGUCCCACGAUUCAGUUAUAAACGUUCUCCGAUUGGUUUGAUUGUGAGGAUUUCUCUUACUAGUUUCGUUGCCCGUCGUUCUUGUAUUGACGCGGGCCAGCUCUCUCUCUCUCUGAGCUGUUUUAGUUUGCCAGGAAGGAUGGCGGAAGUGACUCGAAAGAAAAAACAUGAUGAAAAAAAGGGACAAAAUAAUUGCCUGUCGGAAGGUUUGAGGAGGGAGUUUUGUUGCCACGGCAACUCGAGGCAGCCGGCCAGGGGCCAGAGGUUGAAGGUUAAAGGGCAAAGGACUCGCAGACAGAGUGAGUGCCAGUGGUUGGUAGGUAGAUAAACAGACGUUGCUGCAAUGGGAAACAGAGGCAAGACUGGUGGAGACACGCAGUCGUUUGCCUGAUUUUGAUCUCGUUUUUAAUGACGAAAUAACUUACGAUGAGGAACCAGAGAUAGGGUUAUGAUUUCGCGACGCUUUUAGCGUCCGUCCCCACGAUACGAGUUCUCGUGGCGGAGAAAGUUGCAUGGACUUCUUCAGUUGGAGUUUAAACAAGAUUUUAGGAACACUGCUUUUAAUAGGUGAAGAUUUUAUGAUGACUUCGGGCUGUUCUGGCCCAGCUUAAAGAGUUGAGGUGGAGGGUCGACGUACCCGAACCUCACUGCAUUUCUGGGUCAUUCAUUGUGAAAUAAGAUACAAUAAUCAGCACAAACUACUUGUAUUUGAUCUUAACCAAACCAACCUAACCAACUCUAGCUAGCCGUGCGUAGUGUGAAGUCAAGUCAUAGCAUUUUGACAUCAACUUUUUUCUAACGAUGCAAGCCACUAACUAAUUCCUGAACGAAUCAUUGGUUAUUGGAAAUACGACUCAAUUUUCGUGCUGGACCUUCUACGAAAUGGAGAAAGAGCGUUUGUUGGUGUACUUGGUGUCAAACUUUGCCAACUUGUCGUGUAUAUGUAGUGGAGUAGAAAGUGUGCUAAUUUUCUUGGUAGGUAGCAUGUGCCCUUGUAUGUAUUUUGCUGCAAUAUCAACUAUCUAAUAGAUAGGAAACAUUUCUGGUUAAUGAAGUGCAAAGGGGCAAAGUUCAGAGGUCAACUGUCAUGAGCUUUACCUGUGCAAUUUGGGAAAACUUGUUGAACUAAGUGAGGCCAACUUGAGAUAUGCUCUGACUAUAGGUAAUCUACAUCACAUUGUAUCAAACUAUAGGAAAUUAAGGAACAUUACCACACCAUAUUUGGGAGAAAAAAAAGAAAGACUAGCUACAAGUUUGAUUAUGCAUCAUGUAGAAUAUGGAAGUCUAAAGACAUUUCUCGAUUGUUUGUCUAUAUUAACGGAAGUUUGUAAACAAGCUACUAGAAAAGCAUUUCUGGCUUCAAGAGUGUAAAUAUUUUGGUGCAGUACUGACCUUCAAACACCUCAUUUUUUAAAAUUUAUUUAUUAAUUUUGUAUAAUUAAUUUUACACGGAUUGAUGAUCUACGUGUAGCUCACCUACAUCUCACAUUCAGGUACAUUUUAACUUUCACCCGAAUCACUUGAAGCGUAGGAAUUCUUUUCUAGUCAGCUGCCUCUGUGCUCUAGGUAUGUAGGUAUGUUAAUUUAUGAUAAUUAUUAUCACAUCGCAAUGCUGCUGAUGUUUCUGUAUACCAAUCCUGCGUACUCAUUCUUUCCACAUUUCACUCGUCUGAAAAAUUAGGAAAAAAAAAACUUUCCGAUGGUCAACUUCUUGGCUCGGAAUGAAUUGAACCUGGAGACGUCCUUAAAUGAUGUUCUUCAAGCUGGGAAGAUUUUGUAUAUAACAAAAGGAAAAGGUCUAACGUGAUGUACUGAGACGUUUAUUAAUUACAUGUAGUGACAACUUUAAAUAAGAAUCUGUCUAACAAAGAAAAACUCAUGUUUGGUUGUUGAGCGCUACUAGUAUUAAACUUUGGUGAUGCGACAAUAAGGAAAACUAUGAAGAAAUAUAUAGAUCUCGGAUGGGAAAUGCUUUCAAUGCAGGCGUCUUCGAACUAUGUUUCAAAGUUGGUCAGUUUUCCAAAUACACACGUCAUAAUCUCUCUUCCCAAUCUGAAUCCAAAUUUGGGCUUUGCGGAAAACAGAAAAUUAAAGCUGUACCGGUAUUUCACACGGUCUGUUAAAAGCGAUGACAAAAAUAAUGUGCCAGAACUGGAUUUUCAACCAUUGAAUAGUUGUCUUUUCUUUUAAAAGAGUACACGUACUGAUGUUUAAACUUAAUCUUAUUACUCAAUCUCUGUAGCUAGACGAUAAAAAUUCAGCUAUAUCAUGAAGGUCAUAGCAUUCACUAAGAAACAAGUACUGAACUGUGCUUGCCUGAUAUUUCAGAAGGGAACGAUGUUUGUAAAUUGAUAGGGAAGAGAUCGGUGACUUCUUGGCAGCUUCCGUCAUCUUUUGUUGCUGUUUGGUUUUAAAUGUCGUUUCUGUUGAUCUUGAAGAACUUAAAACUGCUCACGAAUAGAUGCUCUUUGGAGGUGGUUGCAGACAGUCAAAGCAAUACCUUCUGACUUACUUUGACUCUUAAAUGCCAACUUUCUUGGUUUGUUUUGAGAGAAAGUGGCCGAGAAACUUAGCACAUAUUUUCCCAUCCUGACAAGUCUAAACAAGUCAAGACUGGCUUUCAGUACUGUAUAACCGAACACUGAGUGUAACCAAAGUUUCAGUUGAAGCUACCAAAGCUGUAGACCCUUGCUGUAAAGAAUCUACCAAUGUGAAGCUGACCUAACAACAUUGUUAGUGUAUCGCUGAGUCAAUUUCAAAGGAAAUACUCCCUCGAGCAACAGGCCAUGUUUGCUCCGGAUGUUUCCAAGUUGUGAAUAAGAAACUGAAACUUCUCCUGUAUUACACAGCUAUUAAACAGAGGCAGGAUGAAUCAACCAAUCAUCAAAUGUUUUACAAAACAACAGACCAAUCACAGAUUAGCUUCUUCUGUCAUUAAGGCUGGACGUCUCCAGUACAUGGUUAGGCAGAAACUCUUUGUUUUGUUUCCCGGGCAGUAGUCUGUAUAAUACGCAGAGACGUAGCUAGCAACAUUUGUCCAGUAUAGUGAGUAGUAUGGUAGUCAGGUGUAGACUUUUACUGUUGCUGCGAAAAUUGGAACAUACUUAAUGUUAAUAGCACUUUUAGAUGUCUGACAUUCAAUACUUCAAUAAACUGGAGGUUUACCAGUCCA
Molecule: messenger RNA, 5335 nt
Organism: Branchiostoma belcheri (Belcher's lancelet)
Lineage: Eukaryota; Metazoa; Chordata; Leptocardii; Amphioxiformes; Branchiostomatidae
Product: calcium/calmodulin-dependent protein kinase type II subunit delta-like
Exons: 25
Coding region: 62-1990 (642 amino acids)
Biological process (GO): protein phosphorylation
Cellular component (GO): cytoplasm; neuron projection
Molecular function (GO): calmodulin binding; ATP binding; calcium/calmodulin-dependent protein kinase activity
Source: RefSeq, a predicted model, not a curated record